CUUGCAGUUCGUACAGAAGAUGCGGUGGGUGGAACAGUCUCGUAUCUUAGCUAGCUUUGUUUCUUCUCCGUGUUUUCCGUGAUUCCAUCUUAAAUCAAUGCGAGUCCUAUUUAGUUGCAACAUGGGAGCUCAUUCCAUCUUAAAUCAAUGCCUCGUGAUAAUCAAUCUGAACUACUACUAUUACUCGCUGCCGGGUGCACAUCAGUGGGCACAUUUAUCAUGUGUGUGAUUUGCAGUGUGCAAAGAACCUUCUAUCAUGCAGUGCUCUACCUGAUCAUUCUGGUGUCUCUGGAAUACUACAAUCUACCUGAACUGAAGAACACAACUGGAAAUAAAAUGGACCAAUCUGAUGAUGUCAAGCUUACCUUGGCUGAUGUACUGAAACAUACUACCGAGGCCAUGUGGAGCAUGAAGAUGCAGCGUUUAUCCUGCGCCGAUCAACUUGUCUUUCUCAGCAGCAGUGUGCGUUGCAAUGCCUGGAGCAUCAUACUGGCGAUGGCGACCCUGUACUGGUUGGUUCCUGACUGACUGUGAAGGGUAUUCGGUGACACAUUGACGUCUCAUGUGGUGUAGCUUUCCAUCUGGUUAUACUACCUCAAUUCUUGAUUAGCACUCGCUCUAAUUUAUUUGUACUACUUGCUGUAUUAUCCUGCUCCGACUCUAAAAAGAGCCGGUGCUCUGUCUUGGCUUUUGUUCCAUCAUAGUGGUGCGUGAAUGUUUCUGAAUUUGAUUAUGCAGACUCAUUUCACCUUGUCCUUGAGAGCUUGAUGGGAUAUGGAUGUUUAUGUCAGUGUU
Messenger RNA from Brachypodium distachyon (stiff brome), 795 nucleotides. RefSeq lists its product as uncharacterized. The record is from RefSeq and is a predicted model, not a curated record. The transcript is spliced from 3 exons. NCBI's taxonomy places the organism in Eukaryota, Viridiplantae, Streptophyta, Magnoliopsida, Poales, Poaceae. Bases 148 to 528 code for a protein of 126 amino acids.